GUAUGCGUGCUGCUUUCAGAGUGCUAAUAGAUUUUGAUAUAAUGGACAUAUUCUCACCUUUGUUUACGUAUGUGUGCUCACAAGAGACAGAUGAGUGUGAACUGGUGAACAUGCGUGUGUGUUUGAAUGAGAGCCAGGAAAAGGGGAAGGGCCUCAAGUGAGCAGACAAAAACAGCUGCUCUUGUUUGCUCGGGAAACCUCAUCCAGAGAGAGCGAGCGUGGAGAGACGGACCAGCAGGGUCCAGAUCUCUAUAUGGGUUGUGCCCUGAGUGUGGAUAGCUGUGGGGACGAGCCAGAUCCGGUACCCGUGAGAGGGUCUUUAAGGAAGGAAAGUGGAAAGUCCAGGGGAAACAUGAGGCUGACCAAGGUGGGGAAGGGCGAGCCCCACAUCUUUAAAGAAAAGACCUUCAAAAAGAAGCGGCAGUGUGGGGUGUGCAAGCAGAGUGUGGAGAAUCUGGGCUCUUUUUGUCGAGUCUGCAAAACAGCUACUCAUAAGAAAUGCGAAGCCAAGAUCAACACAGCCUGCAUCCCAGCACAGCCCUCCGAGGUGCGAAGGGGAACGUCCUCCUCUAGACACAUUCAGCAUCUGGGCUCAACCAAGUCUCUGACCUACAACAAACAGAGAAACACUCUCCCGAGGAGCUUCAGCGUGGAUCGGGUGAUGGACAGAGUGAUGGAGAGGCAAUAUGAUUUCGACCUCACAUACAUCACGGAGAGGAUCAUCUCUGUCUUUUUCCCUCCUCUGCUGGAAGAACAGCAGUACCGCCUCAACCUCAGGGAGGUGGCGGCCAUGCUCAAGUCCAAACACCAGGACAAGUUUCUGUUAUUCAAUCUGUCUGAGCAAAGGCAUGACAUCACCCGUUUAAACCCUAAGGUUCAUGACUUCGGCUGGCCAGAUAUGCACGCUCCGCCUCUGGAUAAGAUCUGUGCCAUGUGCAAAGCCAUGGAGAACUGGCUGAACUCCGACCCCCAGCAUGUGGUCGUUCUGCACUGUAAGGGCAACAAAGGAAAGACAGGCGUUAUCAUUGCUGCCUACAUGCAUUACAGCAAGAUAUCAGCAGGGGCAGAUCAGGCCCUCAGCACAUUGGCCAUGAGGAAGUUUUGUGAAGAUAAAGUGUCAUCCUCUCUCCAACCCUCUCAGAACAGGUAUAUCUAUUACUUUGGAGGGCUGCUCUCGGGGGCCAUCAAAAUGAACAGCAGUCCACUCUUCCUCCAUCAUGUCCUCAUUAUUACUACCAUCCUUUAUUUGAAGGAGGGGGUUGGUUUCUUCCCUUUCCUGAAGAUCUAUCAGUCCAUGCAGCUGGUCUACACAUCUGGCAUAUAUGACCUGCAGGGCUCUGGGAGCAGACGGCUGAUUGUUACUAUUGAGCCUGCACUGCUGCUGAAAGGAGACAUCAUGGUAAAAUGUUAUCACAGGCAGGUUCAGUCUGCUGAGAGGGACUCUGUGUUUCGACUGCAGUUUCAUACGUGCACCAUUCAUGGAGCUCAGCUCUGGUUCGGCAAAGGGGAACUGGAUGAAGCUUGUUCAGAUGACAGAUUUCCCUCAGAUGCCACAGUGGAGUUUGUGUUUUCAUCUGGGCCUGAGAUAAUCAAAGGGAGGGCAAGCCAGAGGAAUGAUCCAGCUGUCAGCGUGGACUAUAACACGAAUGAUCCUGUGGUGCGCUGGGAUUCUUAUGAGAACUUCAAUCAGAGACAUCAGGACAGCCUAGAGGAUAUCGCACACACACGUGGGCCUCUAGAUGGCAGCCUGUAUGCACAGGUGAAAAAGCCUCAUGUCGCAGGCUCCACCUCCCUGCCGUCCACCAAUGGGAGCCCAGCAAGGAUCUCUGAGGAGCGUCCAAGUCAGCUUCUGUCUGUUAGUACUGAUUCUGGACACUCAUCUGUGCCACCUGGCCGGCUCGAUGAACCGACUCGACAGGCCCCGCCUACUCAGCAAGAGAGGGAGGAGCUUGAGCGUAUGCUGGGUGGGAUUGAAGGGGAUGGAGGGAGGGAUCGUGACCGAGAGACAGCCAUUUUGGAUGACGGUGAUUCCUUGCCUCCUGAAAGGACUGGGUCACUGAGGUUAGGCCGUUCAUGCUCAUGUCGGGUGGGCUACCGAUCCCAGCGUUGUGCUGAGCCUGGGUGCGAUGGACUCCACCACUUACCCAAUGGGUACUGCCUUGAUCGUCCCACCACCACUAAUGGACACACAGGGGCUCCUUCUUCAGGGAUGCCAUCCGUCAUAGGGCUUUACCAACACCACAGUGCCCAUCCUCACCAAUCCCUGCCGCCACCAGAUCUGCUUUGGGACCGUCAACAAGGUUCACAGCACUAUCUUCAUCGCACUUGCACAGAGGGACCAUCACGCCACCUGUGUCCAUAUCCAUCUCAAGAGAUCAGUCCACCUCCACAUAGUCUGUCUCCCCGACUGCUCUGUAGGGCGGACGAGUACAUUCCAUACCCCCACCAUCACCACAGUCAUCCACACCACCCAAAACCCAGCGGACACUACCACGAUGUCAUGAUGAUAGAUGGCCUAGUACCACCCGGCUGCCCCUGUCGGGACUGCUGUCUACGGCGAGAAGAUUUCCACACCCUCCGUUUGGACAGAGAGGAGGGAAUACACUGGGAAAGGGAGGCAGAGCUUCACCGGGAUACUGGAUUAAGACGGGGCAGAGAGGCUGAUAUGCAAAGAGGGGCGGAGAUAUGGGACCGGGAGUCGGGGCUAAGAAGGGGCAGAGAAAUUCCUCUGCAGUGGGACAGAGACCGAGAAGUAGAACUACAGUGGGAGAGAGAACGAGAGGCAGAAUACUGGCACAGAAGGGCUACCGUAUCCCCCUACGGGCCUCACGGUCAUGAAUUACCAGCAUUUAACGUCGAUCCACUUCCUGCAGGCCAUCCUGCAUACCCCGAACCCUCCCGGUCCCACUCUCAUGCCCAUCUGGAUCUCAAGUACAGCAGCAGUUCCAGUGGAUAUCAGACACCACACCAGAUGUGCCCCUGCUCCCCCUACCAGCCUUCACCCUCAGAGAGUCGUGGCUAUGCCUCAGAUUACCAGUCUGAGUCCACGUCCCCUCUUCCACCUCCCUCCACCUCGUGCCCUGGCCCAGUGCACCAUGCCAGCGGACCUAUAGAUAACCAAACAGACUCCCACCCUCAGCAGUACACCUCUGAAACAAAUACAGACAGCAUAGGCUGGCGUAGUCACAUUACCCAUGGUUCCCUACGGCGGACACAUCAAGAUCCACAUGCCCCUUGUUCAACACCCUCUGAUAUUUCAGGACCUCCAACACCAGUCCACACAAGCAGCCCUUUGCAAUUCCAGGAGAGUCCUAGCCUGAGUGUCCGUGAGUAUGACUCAAGAGAGGUGAACAGUGAAAGCAGCUCGGCCCACUCCCACAACAGGACACAUCCACUUGCCCUACAGUCAAACAGUACCAGUCCGGGGUCUCGGCAAACUGUACUUUCUUCCAGUCAAGAGAUUCCUGAGAUAAACUCCUUUCCUGCCACACCCACCACUGCCCAACAACUCUCUGCCCUGCUUACUACACCUCCCACCCCACAAAGCUCACCAGAGCACUCCGCCCCUUUAACACCUCCAUCAGAAUCUAUCCAACCACAGACAAACAGCUCGCCUACUGCUGCUACAGUGCCACCCAGAGGGGAAAUGGUACCACAUUCAACUGUUAAACCAGCACCUUCACCAGAUCCCUCUUCUCAUAUCCUGUCCAAGUCCAUCCUAGCUCAUUCACAGAGCAACGGAGUAUCACCAUCUCCUGAACCAGACACCACUUCUGCUUCUUCAGUCCCUGCGUCCCCUCAACCACCCACUGGCGAACACGAGAGCUCAUCCUCCCCUGAACCCCCAGUCCCCGGAUUCGCCACGCUGGGCAGGAAGCUGAUGUUGGGCUCUGAAACCUCACUUCCCCCAGGACACAGUACGGACGGCAGCCCCAGCUCCACUCCCACCUUCCCUGUCUCUCCCGCCUGCUGCACCCCAUCUCCUCCACCAGGUCUCCACUUAGGGUGCCCAGCCAACUCCGUCCCACAGCCUCCCCUCCCUGAGAAACGCCGCCCAUCCGGCCUGCCAGGAUCACCCAACGGGAGGUCUGGAAUGCUGAGGGGGUCCAUGAGUCAUCAGCCCUCUGGGCAACACCAUGUUACAUUCUCACCUUCAGUAGGAGAGCUGACCAUGCCCGCUGGACAGGGAGAAGUUGGUGUAGAGGGUGAGAUGGGCAGCCGUGUCAGUGUGAAAUUUGUGCAGGACAGCUCUCGGUUUUGGUAUAAACCUGGCAUCUCUAGAGAGCAAGCUAUUGCAGCACUGAAGGAAAGAGAGCCAGGGACCUUCCUCAUCCGAGACAGUAACUCUUUCCAGGGGGCCUACGGUCUGGCCCUGAAAGUUGCCAGCCCACCCCCCAACAUCAAUAACCAUAGCAGCAAAGGAGGAGACCCUCUGGAACAGCUGGUUCGACACUUCCUGAUUGAGACAGGGCCUCGAGGAGUGAAGAUUAAGGGCUGUCAAAAUGAGCCCUACUUUGGGAGUCUUUCAGCACUGGUGUAUCAGCAUUCCAUUACACCAAUCUCUCUGCCCUGUGACCUCCGCAUCCCAGAUAAAGACCCAAUAGGUGAAUUCGUGGAGGUUCAGCCUGUGAGUAACAUGAGCACAGCUGCAGACCUUCUGAAACAGGGAGCAGCCUGCAAUGUGCUGUACCUGAACUCAGUUGAGACCGAGUCUCUCACGGGACCCCAAGCUAUCACUAAGGCCACAGUAGCCACAAUGUCACGCAGCCCUCGGCCCUCUGCGACAGUGGUUCACUUUAAGGUGUCUGCCCAGGGCAUUACACUGACAGACAGUCAGCGCAGGGUGUUUUUCAGGAGACAUUAUCCAAUCAACAGCGUGACUUUCAGCAGUGUGGACCCACAAGACAAGAGGUGGACUAACUCAGACAGCACGACCUCUAAAGUAUUUGGUUUUGUUGCCAAGAAGCACGGCAGUGUGGCGGAAAAUGUGUGCCAUCUUUUUGCAGAGCUGGAUCCCGAACAGCCCGCGACUGCCAUCGUCAACUUCAUUAACAAAGUAAUGCUGGCACCACAGAAACGCUAGAGCCUGGGGACGAGGAGGAUGCUUUAUCUUCACAUACACUGCCACACAUCACAAGACUGUAAAGUUGCACCUUCUGUCAAGUUUAAGGGUUUCAUAACAUAAGACUGUUCGGCAAAGACAACGGCUUUACUGUUGACUAACAUGAUGCCAAAACACAUUAAAACCAAAAUAUACAGAAUGUAACCAAACUAAAGCCAGCAGUCUGUUGUGUUGGUUUUGCCUUUUUAGAGCUGUUUGGUGUUCAUGGGAUUGUAAAUGACUUGUAAAUGAAGAUUGUUAAAUAUCUCUGGCAGCAGAGCAGAAGCACUGUUAUUGACCCCUGAAUAAAAUAAAUCUGUUAAAUGCACUCAAACUUACAAAUUGCACAGAGAACAGUCUCUGCAGUAUGACAAUCAUCAGUUUAUAAAUAGUGAUGUCAGUUUGGUUUUAGGGUUUUGACAUACACUAAAUUAUGGUCGAAAAUGUUUAUUUUAUUCAAAAGCCAAAUUUCAAAUUUGUAUUUUUUUUUUUUUCUUUUUUUUGGUCCUUUUAACUAGAAAGGAGGUGCCAUUGUUUCUAUUGGAACUUAUUUCAGCCACAGUAAAAAAAAAAAAAAUUAUAAAUAAAUGUUAUUGUGACUUUUUAUCUCACAAUUCUGACAUUUUUCUCACAAUUUUGAGUUCAUAUCUAGCAGCUCAGAGAAAGGAAAAAAAAAACAAUUGUGAGAUGUUAACAGAAUUCUGACUUCUCAUAAUUCUGUUUAUAUCUUGCACUUCUUCCUUUUUUUCCCCCUUGUGAUUCUGUUUUUGUCUCACAUUUCUUGCAGCUCUAACUAUUUCUCAGAACUGUGAGAAAAAGUCCAAA
Cyprinus carpio (common carp) is the source of this 5926-nucleotide messenger RNA. Its product is annotated as tensin-2-like. Gene Ontology annotation, molecular function: protein binding; protein tyrosine phosphatase activity. NCBI's taxonomy places the organism in Eukaryota, Metazoa, Chordata, Actinopteri, Cypriniformes, Cyprinidae. Gene Ontology annotation, biological process: peptidyl-tyrosine dephosphorylation. The transcript has 28 exons. The record is from RefSeq and is a predicted model, not a curated record. Bases 254 to 5083 code for a protein of 1609 amino acids.